AUGGAGAAUUACUUUGACCCUGAACUUUGUGGCCAGCACUCACCAUCACCCACGGAGAGCUGGAGUCCACUAGGAAGUCCAACGUACGAAGGAACUUAUAGUGACGAUGAGCAAGAGGUGAAAAAGAAAGAAUGUGCUUUUUGCAUAGAGGAGCGCUCGUGGACUAAGUCCACGCGACAACUCCGGGAAGCCAAACAGGAGAUGUGUCUAGCAAUCGCGGACGAACAGGUAUCUCUCCGUAAGCAGUUCGAGAAGGAAUUUGAGGAGAAGUUCAAAAAAAUGAAAUAUUGGCAGGAUACGACACAAAUGGUGAUAAAGGAUUCUUUUUGCCUGCGGGAACAGAUAUCCCGCUUGGGAAUGGGGAUAUACGGGGCCAUGCGGCCUCGAGCUGAAGGUGUUAGAGAGUUUGAUAAAUUUAGUGCAAUGGAGUUUGAGAAAUUCCGAAAAGAAAUGCUCCGUCGUUUGGCGGCUGACCGUUGCGAGGGAUGCCAGAGUGCUGCUGUCGAAUUACAAAAGGAGCUUUUCGACUACGCCCGAGUCAGUGAAUGGAAACAAGGCCUAGAAUAUUUCAAUCAACAGGAGGUGGAAGCACAUCGGACUUUAAUGGAGAUGAUGGAUAGCGUGAUAGAGGACUGCAAACGGAAGUAUGAGUUGGUGUCUAAGGCGAAUCAUGACAUGCGUGUAUACUUAUGGCAUAUGAGGGCCUUCUUUGAGGAAUCCACCUACGUUCCCCGAGAUGUGCGCGCAGGGCCAACGGGAGGGACAUCGCAGCAGCCACAAGCAGCAGAAGAAUGA
Messenger RNA from Ostertagia ostertagi, 795 nucleotides. NCBI's taxonomy places the organism in Eukaryota, Metazoa, Nematoda, Chromadorea, Rhabditida, Trichostrongylidae. The record is from the annotation of a GenBank genome assembly.